Molecule: messenger RNA, 1941 nt
Organism: Camponotus floridanus (Florida carpenter ant)
Lineage: Eukaryota; Metazoa; Arthropoda; Insecta; Hymenoptera; Formicidae
Product: transmembrane protease serine 9
Exons: 8
Coding region: 151-1893 (580 amino acids)
Biological process (GO): proteolysis
Molecular function (GO): serine-type endopeptidase activity
Source: RefSeq, a predicted model, not a curated record
GUAGUAUAUAAACCGUAAACAGUGUUAUUCAACGCAAAGUAUCUUCUCUGCUUUAAGGGACAGUCCUUUAUAAACCGUAAGUGUCAUUCGACAAAAGUACCUUCUCUGCUUUCAGGAGCAUCCGCCUUUUAUUCACUUGAUAUAUCGAUAAUGCUGAUUCAAUAUCUUUCAAUUGUCAUUCUGGUGUUCCAGACAUGUCUGGCCAGUCCCUUCAGUUUGAAACCUAAAAUCACUGACGGUAAAGAUGCUACACCGGGUGAAUUUCCUUAUCAGAUAUCUAUUCACUCGGAAGAUAAAUCGCUUGAUAUUCCAUUCCAUCAUAGCUGUGGAGGUUCAAUUUUGAACGAAUAUUACGUUUUGACUGCCGCACACUGUGUUAAUUUCGUCAGGGAAUUUAAAGUCUUCGCUGGCAAGCAUCAUAUUUUUAGAAAUGAAGAUACUCAACAAAAAGUUGAAAUCGAAAAAAUCAUCAUUCAUCCACAAUAUAAGAGAGAAUUUUCUACUCAAUAUGAUAUCGCUCUCUUGAAAUUGAAAACUCCCCUUAUUUUCAACAAGAGAGUAUCCGCUGUCACUUUACCUCAACGGAACGAGAUACGAACUGGAAAUGCUGUGCUUUCUGGAUGGGGUUCCGUCUCAAAAAUAUUUAACGUGCAACUUCCUGAAGUUCUUCAAAAAGCUACUGUUCCAUUGUUGGACAAUCAAUCUUGUCUGAAAAAACUUCCGAAUAGUAUCAAAACAAAAUUCUAUGAUACACAAAUCUGCACUGCUUUUGAAGAAAUAUCCGUUUGCUUUGGUGAUUCUGGCGGUCCACUAGUCCAAUUAGAAAACAAUACUUAUGUUCAAAUCGGUAUUGUUUCAUGGGGUUUUUAUCCAUGCGGUAUAAAAGGCCUUCCUUCUGUCUACACCCGCGUAGCUUCUUACGUUGAUUGGAUUAACGAUAUUAUUAAUGUCGAUGAUUAUUUAUAUUAUUCACGGAUUUGCGGAGAUUACGAUGGAUUAUCAUUCAGAGAGAUAUUCAACGAAAUGAGCAUAAAAUGCAGCCAAUUCACUGGAUUGGCAUCAAUCGACAAGAUGUUUCCCAAAGCAAUCGUGUUCUUUGCUUUCCUAACGGUAGCUUUCGCUAGUCCGGCAGUAUUUCAAAGACCUCAUGUCGGUUUUCGAAUACCACCAAUCUCGCCACAAAUAGUCGGAGGCUCCGAGGCUCCAAAACAUUAUUAUCCAUUCACUGCUUCUCUUCAGCAAUAUGAUAGUCAUUUUUGCGCUGCAUCCAUCUUGAAUAAUCAGUGGGUCGUAACCGCAGCACAUUGCGUUCAAGCAGCAAGUUCCUUCACUGUCAAGGCUGGAAAGCACAACAUUCAAGAUACUGAGGAUACCGAACAAAUAGCUCAAGUUGCACAGACAUUUGUGCAUGAACAAUAUCAAGGUAAUGUCGGCCCAUAUGAUAUUGGUUUGAUCAAGCUUCAAACUCCAUUAGUAUUCACAAAAGAAGUACAACCCAUCGCAUUGCCAGAACCUGGAAGUAUCCCGACCGGAGAUGCAAUACUUAUCGGAUGGGGCUCUACUUCGGAAAGCUGGAUUCCAAACAUGCCAAACGAACUUCAACAUAUUGAUUUGCACUACCUCGAUCUUCAAACUUGUCACGACAAUGUUGAGCGCCUCACAGGAUCAUCUCCCGUCCAUGAGACCAAUGUCUGUACUGGACCAACUACCGGCGGAAUCUCUGCAUGCAGCGGUGAUUCUGGCGGACCUUUAAUCUCGAAUGAACAGAAGCCGGUGCUCACUGGAAUAGUGUCUUGGGGUAUUAUUCCGUGUGGUACUCCUGGUGCGCCAUCCGUAUACACUGGAGUCUCCAACUAUAAUGCUUGGAUUCAAGAAAUAAUGGAUAAAAAUUAAGCAUAAUUAUUGACGAUUUAUUAAUGAUUAUUGAUAAUGAAUUAUUGU